AUGGAUGGAACCAAUGAAAGCACCCAGGGAAAUUUCAUCCUUUUGGGGUUUUCUGAUCGGCCCCAUCUGGAGAGAAUCCUCUUUGUGGUUAUCUUGAUCGCAUAUCUCCUGACCCUUGUGGGCAACACCACCAUCAUCCUGGUGUCUCGGCUGGACCCUCACCUCCACACUCCCAUGUACUUCUUCCUCACCCAUCUCUCUUUCCUGGACCUUAGUUUCACCACCAGCUCCAUCCCUCAGCUUCUGUAUAACCUAAAUGGACAUGACAAGACCAUCAGCUACACAGGCUGUGCCAUCCAGCUCUUCCUAUUCCUGGGUCUGGGUGGGAGCGAGUGCUUUCUCUUAGCGGCCAUGGCCUAUGACCGCUAUGUGGCUGUAUGUCACCCCUUGAGAUACCCGAUCCUCAUGAAUCAGAAGCUCUGCUUGCACAUGACAGCCGGCUCCUGGCUUUUGGGAGGGGUGGAUGGGCUGAUGCAGUCUGGUGUCACCCUGAGCUUCCCUUACUGCCACCCUCGAGAAAUCAACCACUUCUUCUGUGAGGCACCAUCGCUUGUUCGCCUUGCCUGUACAGACACCAUGAUUUUCGAAUUUUUCAUGUAUGUCUGCUGCGUCCUGAUGCUUUUGAUCCCAGUGUCUUUCAUUUUGGCUUCCUACGGUCUCAUCCUGAUCACUGUGCUCCGCAUGCAUUCUGCUGCAGCCAGGAAGAAAACCUUUGCUACUUGUUCUUCCCACCUGGCUGUGGUGGGGGUUUUCUAUGGCACCAUCAUAUUUAUCUACAUGCGGCCCAAAUCCUACCGUUCAGUGGCUCAUGACAAGAUUGUGUCAGCAUUUUAUACUAUCUUCACCCCUGUGCUAAACCCCCUCAUCUAUAGUCUGAGGAACAGUGAGGUCAAGGGAGCUCUGAGAAAGUGUAUGGAUCAGUGUGCUGCCUUAAGUCAUGAUUAG
This is a messenger RNA of Rangifer tarandus platyrhynchus (Svalbard reindeer), 945 nucleotides long. The record is from the annotation of a GenBank genome assembly. Lineage: Eukaryota; Metazoa; Chordata; Mammalia; Artiodactyla; Cervidae.